Messenger RNA from Prunus avium (sweet cherry), 1685 nucleotides. Its product is annotated as ADP-ribosylation factor GTPase-activating protein AGD5-like. Gene Ontology annotation, molecular function: GTPase activator activity. The record is from RefSeq and is a predicted model, not a curated record. Lineage: Eukaryota; Viridiplantae; Streptophyta; Magnoliopsida; Rosales; Rosaceae.
GCGUGUGCCAUGCCAGCCUCCAAAGUCCAAACACAACAACAAAGCAGAGAGCGAAGAAAGAUACCCACUUCUCAUUUUCAGAAUCACAACACAAAGACCGACCCUUUUUUCUUUUUGUAAGAGAGAGAAAGAGAAAGAGCUGUUUGGUUUGGAUUGCCAGAAACAUGAACCAGAAGGCAAACGUUUCUAAAGAGCUUAAUGCCAGACACAGAAAGAUAUUGGAGGGUCUUCUUAAACAACCAGAGAACAGAGAAUGUGCAGACUGCAAAACCAAAGCUCCACGAUGGGCUAGUGUGAAUCUUGGGAUCUUCAUAUGCAUGCAAUGUUCGGGGAUCCACAGGAGUCUUGGGGUACAUAUAUCGAAGGUGAGAUCUGCCACAUUGGACACAUGGCUUCCAGAGCAGGUUGCAUUUAUCCAAUCUAUGGGAAACGAGAAAUCAAAUUGUUUUUGGGAAGCAGAGUUGCCUCCUAAUUAUGACAGAGUUGGAAUCGAAAAUUUCAUUCGUGCAAAGUAUGAACACAAGAAAUGGGUUCCUAGGGAUGGAAAAGCAAAAUCACCUCCAAGGGUGAGUGAAGAGAAGAAUUCCGUUUAUAGAGCGAGACCUGAAACUAGUAGUCAGCAUGGCCAUGUGAAAGAGAUGGAACGAUUUUCUGAAGAGCAGAAAGGUGCUCAUCCACCCAGUGCAAGUAACAGGGCACCUCAGCAGGUCAGUCAUGAUCCAAAACCACACCAACUUGAGCAAAAAUCAAAACUAGAAGCAGCCUUGAAAGCUGAACCUGCAGCAAGUCAAGCACCUAGUGCUGCCACGGUUUCCCUACCAGUUAAAGUGGAUUAUGCUACUCAUCUGUUCAAUUUGCUCUCUGUGGAAGAAUCUAGAGGAAAUGACUGUGUGACAUCUGCCAAUAAGAAUACAUUGGCUGGUCUCCAUGCAGAUGAAACAAAAUUGACCAAAGAGAAAAGUAAAAGAUCAGAAUCAUCUGAAAGCAAGAUUCAGCCAAAAUAUGGUUAUGGUAUUGAGGAUUUAUUUAUAGAUUCAACCCCAGUCACUCAACCCUUUUCAAUGAAACCCCAGAAUGACGUUAUGAACUUACUUGAGAAGUCCAGUAUGGCUUCUCCAUUCUCCAUGCAUCAACAGCAACUUGCAGUUCUAUCUCAUCAACAGUCGUCACUCAUGGCUGCUGCAGCAAAAUCUAGCGCACCCCAUUCAAUUCCUGCAAACCUACAACCUGGAUCCCAUGCUAUCCACUUGCCAACUCGAAAUGGGCAAAGCAUUGGCCGGCAAGUUCCUGGAAACCUGGUGCCUGCUCAUCCUCCUCCACAACAUUAUACUCAGAUUGGAAACGGCGGUCCUACACGCCCAGUAGGGAAUGCAGUUCCUUUCCCAACAUCAAGCAUGUACACGACAAGGCCAGUAACUUCAGUGAAUGGUGUCACAAACCUUAGAGCUACCGGAUUUUCAACAGCGUCACCGAUAUCUACCAUCCCUCCCACUAAGUCGGGAAGGGAUUUUGAUUUCUCAUCACUAACUCAAGGAUUGUUUACUAAACGAUGAGCAAUUGCUCAUUUUAACCGCAGCAUUACCUAGUUGGUUCCUUCCUGAGAUGGUGACUUCAAUUGUAUCAGCAGCUGUGUAUUUCUGAAGUUUAAUUCAUUAUUGAAAGAAAUUAAUAAUACUUAAAAGCAA